Molecule: messenger RNA, 3652 nt
Organism: Esox lucius (northern pike)
Lineage: Eukaryota; Metazoa; Chordata; Actinopteri; Esociformes; Esocidae
Gene: slc19a1
Product: solute carrier family 19 member 1
Exons: 5
Coding region: 139-1728 (529 amino acids)
Biological process (GO): folate transmembrane transport
Cellular component (GO): apical plasma membrane; basolateral plasma membrane; plasma membrane
Molecular function (GO): folate:monoatomic anion antiporter activity; folic acid binding
Source: RefSeq, a predicted model, not a curated record
CCCCCCCCCCCCACUGUUCUCUGGUUUCUAUGCCGAUUCCCAUAGCCGGCCCCCCUCCCCCGCUUCACUGUAACAUACCACAUGGUCAUUUAAUAGUCAGUUAGACUUGGGACUCAAGUCCACUGUCGAGCCACUGGCAUGGUGAGCGAUGCUAUGGCAUGUGGGGACAGGACGGAGGUGGGAGUGACAAAGUCACACCUGAAGGACACCACUCCUGAAGACCCAGAGAUGACCCUUCCACCCGAGGAGCCGCCGGGCAGCCCGACCAAGAAGGCCUGGACCUGGCAGCUGUCCGUGGUUUUUCUGUGUUUCUACGGGUUUAUGGUGCAGCUGAAACCCGGAGAGCCCUUCAUAACGCCCAAUCUGCUCAGCACGGAGAAGAACUUCACCAGGGAACAAGUGACCAAUGAGAUCAACCCGGUCCUGUCCUACUCGUACAUGGCGGUUCUGGUGCCGGUCUUCCUCCUCACAGACUUCCUGCGCUACAAACCCGUCCUGAUCCUCUCCAGCCUCAGCCACGUGUCCAUCUGGCUCCUCCUCCUCCUGGGUUCCUCGCUCCUGGAGAUGCAGUUCAUGGAGUUCUUCUACGGCAUCACUAUGGCGGCGCGCGUGGCCUACUCCUCCUACAUCUUCUCCCUGGUCGCCCCGGAAAUGUACCAGCGCGUGGCCAGCUACUCUCGCUCCUCCGUCCUCAUGGGGGUGUUUUCCAGCUCCGUGCUUGGCCAGCUGCUGAUAUCCGUGGGCAGGCUGUCCUUCUCCACCCUCAGUGCCAUCUCCCUGGGCUUCGUGUCCUUCGGCCUGCUGUUGUCCACCUGCCUACCCUGGCCCAAGAGGUCCUUGUUCUUCAACAGGGCCGCUCGCGCAGCCCAGAGGAACCUCCUGGAGCAGGCUGCGGCCCAGUCGGAGCGGGACCGGAUGAAGCAGGACGAAGGGGGCACGGGCGACACUCCGGCCCUGGCUCCUCUCGGCUCCGGCUCCUCCUGGCGGGACUCUGUGUUCGUUCAGAUGCUGAAGGAGCUCAGGAACAUGCCACGGAGGCCUAGCCUGAGGCUGUGGAGUUUGUGGUGGGUGUUCAACUCCACUGGCUACUACCUGGUCCUUUUCUACGUCCACAUCCUGUGGAACAAAGUGUACCCCGCAACGGAAAACAAACAUGUCUACAAUGGAGGAGUGGAAGCUGCCUCCACGCUACUGGGGGCCAUCACGUCGUUUGCGGCCGGCUUUGUGAAGAUCCGCUGGAACGUGUGGUCAGAGCUGGUGAUCGGCGUGGUCACGGCCCUGCAGGCCGGCCUGCUGCUCCUCAUGGGGAACACUACCAACAUCUGGGUCUGCUACGUGUCCUACACCCUCUUCAAAGGCUUCUACCAGUUCCUGGUACCCAUCGCCAUUUUCCAGAUCGCGUCGUCCCUCACCAAGGAGCUGUGUGCCCUGGUGUUUGGGGUCAACACGUUCCUGUCCACCAUUCUGAAAACCAUCAUCACCCUCAUCAUCUCUGACAAAAGGGGUUUAGGAUUGGAUGUGCAUACACAGUUCCUGAUCUACUUCUUCUACUUCACCCUGCUUACUGUCAUCUACCUGGCCUGCGCCACCUGGGUCAUUGUCCAUCACUAUAGGAACCAAUCCAGUGGCGAGGCCACAGACCAAGCCACGCCUACCGAGCUCUGUUCCAUUCAGACAAACCCCUCUGAGACAGAGCCUCUAUCCAAUGGGAGAAAUGUUAAGGCUUGAACGGUGUGAUGUACUGUUUUCACACGCGACCGCACAAGGACCGAUAAGACGAGGUGUGGUAAAUUCACGGGGGACGUCUAUGGAAGUGACCAGUAUUGCGAUUGGCUUUACUUCUCUUCAGUUCCAGACAUCUGAAUUUGGACCAGCCUCAGAUAAUUGGAGUUGUUAAUGGUUUCUUAUUCCAGGAAUAUUCAAAAUGGUGUCAUUCACUGGUGACAGGAUUAUGGGUUUAGUUCAACAUAUGCUGUAUUUUCACUGAGGCACUUAUGUAAAACUGACUGACAAACCAAGUGAAUUGACAAAUUAGCUUAAUAUUCUGUCUUCUUAGAGGGGACCAAUAGGAAAUGAGCUACACUACAGAAACCGUCUGUAAUUAAUUUAACUUUACUAUUUCCUCUACUGGUGGAACAAUGCCCUGUUAUAUUCAGGAAAUGAUUCAACGUUUGCAAUCAUUAGGAACACCAUUGUGAUGAAAAAUUGCUGCAGAUGUAUUGCAGUGUUUUUUUUAAUCUGUGUAUAUCUUUAGCAUUGAGAGGGCUCAUGAUUACUAUGUGAUCUCAGUGUAUCUGCAUUUGAUUAAGGCGACACAUCAAGCAAUGCAUUUUCUGGGGGCUAAAUCUUCCCAAUGAUUCCCAUUGAAAACGUUUGCCUAAAUUGAGUGCUUAGUGUGUUUGCUACACUUGCAUUUUGUUACGGUUAAUCAGCUGUAGGUAAUGAACUGUGCCGAUGUAGGUUGUCUUAGGGCCUUCAAACAAGCCGUGUUGGUGCACCUGCUUUUGCUGCUAGGGAUUCAGUCAUUGAUUUAGCUUUUUAGUUUUGGUCGGCAAGUACAUUUUAGCCACUAUUUUGUCGACAUUUUGGUUUUCAUGCCGAUUUUUUUCUUUCCUCCCUCCACUAUAAUAAUAAUAUUCUUGACAAUCAUCUUUCUAAUAGGAAGCCCACGUGAAUGUUCAUAUCUAUCCUAAAAUGUGAUUUUAAACGACCCCAAAUUACUUUUACAAAUGACUGUUAUUUGAAAAUGAUUGUCUCAGUAUCUUUAGCCAAGUUAAAAGAUUUUGCUGUGAGCUAUUCUGGAUUUUAUUUUCGACAUUGUUUUUGUUUUAAUCGAACAUUAACUCAAUAGGGUUUCCUUGAAUGUUUGUUUGAAAGUCUGAAAAGAAAAGCUAAUCUUUUAGGCAGGUGUUUUUUUCCUUUGGAUUCCUAACAACUCUAAUUUGUUUCUAGAAUGGCAGACAUGACUAAAUCUGGAUUAGACUUACAUUUAAUUUUAAUUGUCUUUUGUUUAAAUGGGUAGUUUUGUAGGCUGUAGACGUCCAGUCAAUUGGCAUCGGCUCGCAAAAGUACCUUCUUUAUUAAAACAUGUAGGUGAAACAAAAGGGUAUCCACAAGCUCAUCAGACUCUCAAGAAGUAGAUCAAGGGCCUCACACCCAAAGUCCUGAACUAUUGAAAUACCACCAAAUGCCGGUCCCCUUAAGGACCAGCGUCUUCGGAUUCUUCCAUGUUUUCACAGACAGCCUGGUUCUGCUCUUUUGUCCAACUAGUUGCAGAAUGCUGAUUGAUGAAAAGACUCAGAUAUUGGCCAAUGAUUGGCCUCUGUAAAGACUGCUUAAGUGAUUAAAUAUGGCCCAUUAUUAGUGGAUUGCCUAUAGGCAUAUAGGAUGGAUUAUAGGUGUGUGUGAACAAUGCAGUAUAUCAAGUCCAGUGUGCCAAAAACACAAGAUAUGCAACUUGGAAUGUUAGUCUGAUUGAAAUGGCCGUAUCUAAAGGUAGGAUUCAACCCGUAGUGACAAUGUCAAAUAUUUGUCACAGGUUUUUACAAUGGUAUAAUAAAAGGCAUGUGAUGCAUUGUACCUACUGGCUAUGCUGGGCGCUGAAGCUAACUAGCUCAGUAUUAUUUCAAUAAAGGAUAAGUUUUGUAAUUGA